GUGAUUAUUCCCGGAUAUAGUGACUCAAUGGGAAGAAAGCGUCCUCAAAAACAGGCCAAGAAUGCGAAAGAUGACAAGGAGUCUAUAGAACAACUAAGCAAAGAAACAGAAAAGCUACAAGUUAGUGAUGACAACGAGGAAGUGGAGGAUAUCUCACCGACGCUCACAGAAUCUGUCGACCAUGACGAAGUUGAGUGUGAAACUGAAGUGCAGGCAUCUGCAGUCCCAGUCGAAUCAUUGAAAUCUGAGAAGGAUGAAGAAGGCAAGGAUAAAGUAAUGUCACGAAAAGAACUGAAGAAGUUGAAAAAACAGGCUAAGCGGCAAGCUGCUGAGGAAAUGGAAGAGAGUCUGGGUCAAUUUACUGUUGCACAGCAGCAGCGUAGAGGAACUGAUGCAGUAUGGGACCAAUCCAAAGAUAUCAAGAUAGAGAAGUUUACUUUGAAUGCCAGGGGCAAAGAGUUGUUUGUUGAUGCCUCACUGUUAAUUGCAUUUGGGCGAAGUUAUGGGCUGGUUGGCCCAAAUGGGAUGGGCAAAACAACUUUGUUGCGUCAUAUAGCUGAAAGGAAACUAGCUAUUCCAGCAGGAAUUGAUGUUUUGUAUUGUGAACAAGAGGUCCAAUCAGAUGACACACCAGCCGUACAAGUGCUGCUAAAUGCAGACAAAAAGCGGUUGGAUUUGUUAGAAAAAGCAAAGAGGUUAGAAAGAGAAUCAGAGUCGGGUGAUGACAAAGCUACUGAGCAGCUGAGUGAGGUUUAUGACCAACUAAGAGCCAUUGGUGCUGAUUCUGCUGAAGCGAAAGCACGUCGUAUACUUGCAGGUCUUGGUUUUACUACAGAAAUGCAGGUUAGACCUACGAAGCAUUUCUCUGGUGGGUGGAGAAUGCGAGUGUCUUUAGCACGGGCUUUGUUUCUUGAACCGACUCUUUUGAUGUUGGAUGAACCAACAAAUCAUCUUGAUCUCAAUGCAGUCAUUUGGCUAAAUAACUAUCUCCAGUCAUGGAAGAAGACUUUACUAGUAGUGUCUCAUGACCAAGACUUCCUCAAUGAUGUCUGCACUGAUAUAAUUCAUCUUCAUGACAGGAAGCUUCUCUACUAUAGAGGAAACUAUGAUAGCUUCAAGUUGAUGCACAAACAGAAACAGAAGGAAGCAACAAAAGCAUUUGAGCAGCAACAGAAGCGUAUCCAGGCUUCGAAGCAGUCGGGCAAAUCAAAAAAGCAAGCGGAAGAAGAGGCAAAGGUAGCUGCUUCGAGGAAAAAGAAAGGAGCAAAAUCAAAAGCAGAAGCAGCAGAUGAAGAUUAUUCAACUCCAGUUGAAUUGUUAAAGCGACCAAAAGAAUACACAGUGAAGUUCUCUUUUCCUAAACCAGAAGCUCUAAGUCCCCCAAUUUUAGGACUUUAUGAUGUAACAUUUGCAUAUGAUGGCCAACCUCGUUUGUUCAAGGAGGUCAACUUUGGUAUUGACAUGGACUCAAGGAUUGCUGUUGUGGGCCCUAAUGGAGUUGGAAAAAGCACAUUUCUCUAUUUGUUAAUCGGAACUAUCAGCCCGGUGCAAGGUGAAGUAAGAAAGAACCAUCGUAUGCGUCUAGGUGUUUAUAAUCAACAUGCAGCAGACCAGCUCACAAUGGAUGAAUCAGCAGUGGAGUAUUUGCAGCGCUUGUUUGACAUGGAUUACCAGGAAUCACGCAAGUUGCUCGGUCGAUAUGGAUUGUCUGGUCAUGCACACACAAUAAGAAUCAGAGAUCUAUCAGGUGGCCAGAAAUCAAGGGUUGUGUUUGCUGAAUUGGCUUGCAGAAAACCAGACGUUUUGAUUAUGGAUGAGCCAACUAAUAACCUGGACAUUGAAUCUAUUGAUGCUCUGGCUGAUGCCAUUAAUGAGUUUACAGGAGGUGUAAUUCUGGUCAGUCACGACGCUCGAUUGAUCAGAGAAACAAACUGUCAGUUGUGGGUUAUCGAAGACAAGACAAUCAAUGAAGUGGAUGGUGAUUUUGACGACUAUAGAAAGGAAAUUCUAGACGCACUAGGAGAGGAACGUGCAUCUGGUCACAAAUUGGUGUAGUCAUUAUUGUAUCGUGUCAAGUAAUUACAAUCAAUGAUUAAUUAAGUAAUCGGUUAUACAGCUAAACUGUUUUCUACGGAGAUCCACUUGUACAUGCUUUCAGCUAGCUAGAAUGCACUCUGUUUCUAAAAUUAACCAACCAAGUUGCUUGGAAUUUACCCUAACUUUUGAAGGGAUGCUCUUUAACUGAUUUAGCAUAAAUGAUGGUGUCACCAUGAUGCAGCGUGAUGUGAUACUGUAUUUUAGU
Molecule: messenger RNA, 2302 nt
Organism: Corticium candelabrum
Lineage: Eukaryota; Metazoa; Porifera; Homoscleromorpha; Homosclerophorida; Plakinidae
Product: ATP-binding cassette sub-family F member 1-like
Exons: 23
Coding region: 28-2055 (675 amino acids)
Molecular function (GO): ATP hydrolysis activity; ATP binding
Source: RefSeq, a predicted model, not a curated record